AUGUGGAUAUUUGUUAGAUUGAAGAAAGAAGUAGAAAAGCUCAGCUUACAUAUUUCAGAUCUUGAGAAGAAGAUCAUUCAGCUUCAAGAUGAGAGAGAUACAUUUGAGAGGGAAUUAGGUGUUCGAAGAGAGGAAUGGAAAAGUUUUUUAUCGCAAGUUCAUGAGUUAAAGAAGAGUAAAGAUGAGUGUCUGAAAGAGCUCAGCGCAUCAACGGAUGCUCUUGUCCUAGAGAAAGAAAAGGAGAAGUCUCUCAUGUUGAAGAAGAUGAAAGAUUUUGAUGUGGUUUCCGAUAAAGUUCUCUCGCUGCUGAAGACUACCACGGAGGCUGUACAUGGAGGUGAAAAUGCUCAAGAGAAUGGCUUUGUCGAUGAUGAUGAUGAUGACAGGAUUCGUCCAUUCGCAGAGAUGGAGAUGAUUAAAGGAGCUUUUAAGAGCAGAGGAGAGAAGUUUGAAGAGAUGAAUAGAGAGAUUGAGGUCUUGAAGAACAAGAAGCAGCCAAUAGUGACAUUGUCAAUAUGUGAGGCAGAAUAUGUGGCAGCAUCUUGGUAUGGUAAAGAAGGGUCGAUUGAGAAUGUCUAUUAUGUGCCUGACUUGAAGAGUAACAUCCUUAGCAUGGGACAACUAUUGGAGAAGGGAUAUUCGGUUUUCAUAAAAGAUCGGAUGUUGCACUUGAAGGACAAAAAAAGUCGGUUGCUUGCACAAGUGGAGAUGGCCAAGAAUCGAAUGUUCAAACUCAACUUGAGAAACGUGCAAGAAAGGUGUUUGCAAAUCAACAAGGAGGAUGUGGAGAAAGAGGAGAUCAGCGAAAAGCAUCGGGCGGAGAUUAAGUUGAUUAGGGAUGAACUCGAAGAAAAAAACACCCGAUUGCUUAGUAAGAACGAUGCAAUCAAGAAAGAGGUUGGUGUGUUGGAGGAGGCUGAAGCAAAGAUUGGGGAGCUUAAGAUGAAGUUGGAUGGUUUGAGUUCAAAGAUCAGACAGAUUUCAAUGGAGAAGGAUAAGUUUGAAAAUGUAAAAACGAAACAAGAUGUGGAUAUUGUUAGAUUGAAGAAAGAAGUAGAAAAGCUCAGCUUACAUAUUUUAGAUCUUGAGAAGAAGAGCAUUCAGCUUCAAGAUGAGAGAGAUACAUUUGAGAGGGAAUUAGGUGUUCGAAGAGAGGAAUGGAAAAGUUUUUUAUCGCAAGUUCAUGAGUUAAAGAAGAGUAAAGAUGAGUGUCUGAAAGAUAUGGUGGGAAUUAGGCGUUUGAGAAAUUGGAAAUUUUUUAAAACAAGAAAAACAAAAUGGAAUGUUUGA
Asparagus officinalis (garden asparagus) is the source of this 1290-nucleotide messenger RNA. Its product is annotated as outer dense fiber protein 2-like. The record is from RefSeq and is a predicted model, not a curated record. Bases 1 to 1290 code for a protein of 429 amino acids. Lineage: Eukaryota; Viridiplantae; Streptophyta; Magnoliopsida; Asparagales; Asparagaceae. The transcript has 3 exons.